Messenger RNA from Drosophila pseudoobscura, 1242 nucleotides. RefSeq names its product Carbonic anhydrase 9 (gene CAH9). Gene Ontology annotation, biological process: one-carbon metabolic process. Gene Ontology annotation, molecular function: zinc ion binding; carbonate dehydratase activity. Gene Ontology annotation, cellular component: plasma membrane. The transcript has 6 exons. The coding region runs from base 148 to 1083 and encodes 311 amino acids. Lineage: Eukaryota; Metazoa; Arthropoda; Insecta; Diptera; Drosophilidae. The record is from RefSeq and is a predicted model, not a curated record.
CUGAGGAAGUUGUGAAGGUGCCUCGCAAACGGAACGUCCGCGCAGUUUAGAAUCUGUCACCCGAUCGUAAGGUGCUACAAUCGCUUAAAAGGAGCUCAGUUCUCAUUAAACAAUAGAUACAUCUAAAUAAUAAUAAUCAACUCAACCAUGAAAUUGGCUAUAAUAUUCGAGGCUUCGUUCUUGGUGAUCUGCUGGUCUCAAGCUGUCAGCAGUCAUGUGUUUGGCUACUCGGAGCCCAACCAACGACGCUGGGCCCGCCAUCAUGGCCACUGUGCCGGCAAGACACAGUCGCCCAUUGCCAUCACCACCAGCCGGACCAUACCCGUACAUAUGCCUGCCGUGGAUAUGAUUGGCUACCACAACCUUCUGCCGUAUCCCCUGAAAAUGGUCAACAACGGACACACGGUCUCCAUCGGCAUACCCAAGGUCAAUGCGAGCAACGCGGAGGAGGACUUCCUGCCCUACAUUCGGGGGGCGAAGCUGUCCGGCGAAUACGAGGUGGAGGGCCUGCACUUCCACUGGGGCGACAAGAACAACCGGGGCUCCGAGCAUGUCAUCAACGACAUCCGCUACACCAUGGAGAUGCACAUUGUGCAUCGCAACAAGAAGUACGCGACUAUCGGGGAGGCUCUCAAUCAUCCUGAUGGCGCUGCCGUUCUCGGAUUCUUCUUCAAUCUCGACGAGGACGAAGGUCAGGGUUUGGUGACCAUUAAUCGUCAUUUGCAUUUGAUAGCCGACGCCAACCAGGAGGCCACCCUUAAUGUCACCUUCUCCCUGUCAUCCCUGAUAGCCGGCGUCGACGUGGACAAGUUCUACACCUACAAGGGUUCCCUGACAACGCCCCCCUGCUCGGAGGCCGUCACCUGGAUCCUGUACUCCGAUCCAAUUCCCAUCUCCCCGAAGCAGAUCUCUCGCUUCCGUCAGCUAUCGGACACGCAAGAUGGGGCGCUGGUGGACAACUUCCGAACCCUGCAGCCGGUGGGCAAUCGACGAAUCUUUGCACGCACCGGACACGUGCGGCACACCUCGAUUGCGGCCCUAAAGCACGAGGGCGACUAUCUCAAGUACGACUGGUUCUACUGAACUCGAACUGUGGCCGGAUGUAGCAGGAGCACUGUGCCAUGCCAUGUUUAGGUUACCUUCUAAGAUUAGCAUUUAUUACUCGUACUUUACACUAACAGUUAGCCGUAAGCAGCUGGAACACCAUCCAGGGUAUAAAUUAAACAAACACUCUUCGUCCUA